Hydatigera taeniaeformis is the source of this 792-nucleotide messenger RNA. NCBI's taxonomy places the organism in Eukaryota, Metazoa, Platyhelminthes, Cestoda, Cyclophyllidea, Taeniidae. The record is from the annotation of a GenBank genome assembly.
UUUUUCUACUCGAAGUACAUGUCUUCCCUAGCAGCUGUCAUUACGACAACUUUGGACAUUAUCAAUAGUCGGGUCUUUCCACAAAAUACUCCCUCAUAUUGUGAUUGGAACGAUCCACCUCUUGUGUCGUCUGUGCCAAGCUUAGAAAUCGCAUUCCCCUCCAACGGUCAAGCUAUAUGUAAUAGAUUCACACUCCUUCUUGUAACAGGAAGUCACAUUAAAUACCUUGUUUCCACUCUGCGUUUCAUGGUGAAUUCCAAGUACAUCCGAGAGGUCUUUAUAAUUUGGAGGGGGGACAUGGCUGAUGUUGCAUCACCCUUCUUCCUGCAACAGGGAAAUUUACCUAUCAGAAUACUACCGCCCUUUUACAAUUCAAAGGAACAAUCAAUUGUUCAUCUGCCAGAAACAUCUUCAAGCAGUUUUCUGUUUGUCAGUGAGGAUGCUAUUCUUCCCAGCAAUGUUUCGGAAGUCGACUUUGCCUAUGAGGUUUAUGCCAUUCGUGUCUUGGAGCUGCUCCCCGACGAAAUGAACAGUCUGAUCGUCUCACAGAUGCUGAGUUGUGCGGAGGUAGUACUACCGGAGUUGGCGGUGCAGUUGUCUGGUCGGCCGCCAAUGGUGGUCUCCGCACAGUCACUCCAUGGUCUUCCUUUCUCUGCUGAUUCUCCCAAGCCUGCACCCGCCUUUAAUCACAGCCUUUCUCACCCCCGUGAGCAGUGCCUGAAACUCCUAGCCAUCAAGCAUCUUUUGCCUCUGCGCCAAAAGAAUCUCCCUUUCACUGUCUGCCCACUUUGA